Molecule: messenger RNA, 990 nt
Organism: Thrips palmi
Lineage: Eukaryota; Metazoa; Arthropoda; Insecta; Thysanoptera; Thripidae
Product: putative odorant receptor 69a
Exons: 5
Coding region: 1-951 (316 amino acids)
Biological process (GO): sensory perception of smell; detection of chemical stimulus involved in sensory perception of smell
Cellular component (GO): plasma membrane
Molecular function (GO): olfactory receptor activity; odorant binding
Source: RefSeq, a predicted model, not a curated record
AUGGCGAAGUAUGACCGUACCGACGUGGCGGGGCUUCUCCAAAAACUCGGGGACUUGUUGGCCUUCCUAUCCAUGGCCGUGCUGUACAUAUCUAUGUCCAAAUUUCGAAGAAAUUACGAGGCGUUGCUGGAUCGAGCCUUGCCAACUAUGGCGAGUCUUGAAGAAAAGGCAACUCCUAGCUUUGCCAAGGAAGUAAAUCGGUCGCUGAACGGAGCACGAGUGCAGUUUACUUGCACUCUUGUGUUGCAAACGUGCGGCAUCUGUGGCGUGUUGAUUAUUCCAUUCGCUACUGGGGACACGUUUUUCGAGUUUUGGCCACCAGCAAAAGACCAUGGGUUGUUCCUUGCAAAGUAUGCCCUGCAAGUGUACGCUUUUCUUCCAUGCAUGCUUUGCAUCAUUAUGUAUCAAAACGCCCAUGCAGUGUCCAUAGCGGCACUUGAGGCGAUGUUCCGGCACCUCGCUAACUUCAUAGGAAUGAUUGGGCCGGACCUCCCUGCACAUCUGUCAGUCGCCAAAUUGACUCGGCUCCACAGCCAGGUACUCCUACUGGCCGCGGACCUAAAUAGAAUAUUCAGCUACUACCUCCUGACUGCCUUCUGGGCGGGAAGUGCGAUAGCCAUGGCGAGCGCCUUGCGGCUUCUUGUCAGUGGAGUGGACACACGGGGUGCCAUCACCAUCGUCGUUGUCCCAGUGGGCUAUUUCUGGGUCUGCCAUUUGGGGGAGAGGCUGGCCAAAGCAAGUGAAUCAAUCUCCGAAGCCGCCUACUUCGGCGACUGGCUGAGCCUCUCAGUGCCUGAAAGGAAGAUGAUUCUGUUUCAAAUGCAGCGCGCUCAUCGACCAGAGACCGUUGUCGUUCCUUUCGUUGGUGCCAUGACCCUGGCCUUCUUCAUGACAACCGUGAACUUCUGGUACAAUAACGUCGCCGUGCUGCGGAAGAUCAUCAGAAGCUAGCCGUCAAAAUGAUGCCGCUGAACGAUAGUUAACACGUAG